This is a messenger RNA of Dipodomys ordii (Ord's kangaroo rat), 1287 nucleotides long. RefSeq names its product Mab-21 domain containing 1 (gene Cgas). NCBI's taxonomy places the organism in Eukaryota, Metazoa, Chordata, Mammalia, Rodentia, Heteromyidae. Gene Ontology annotation, molecular function: double-stranded DNA binding; chromatin binding; 2',3'-cyclic GMP-AMP synthase activity. Gene Ontology annotation, cellular component: site of double-strand break; cytosol; nucleus. The transcript has 6 exons. Gene Ontology annotation, biological process: negative regulation of double-strand break repair via homologous recombination; cellular response to exogenous dsRNA; positive regulation of type I interferon production. Bases 1 to 1287 code for a protein of 428 amino acids. The record is from RefSeq and is a predicted model, not a curated record.
AUGGACCGCAGGUGCGGAAAGGCUCCCCGGAAACCUUCCAAGGCCGGACCUGCCACCUCCCGGGUUUCGGAGCCGGACCCGUCGGGCACCCAGAUGGAGCCCUGCGAGCCUGCGCCCGCCCCCCGGGCGGAGCCGGGCCCCGGCGCGCGGGUCCAGGUCCCGCGUUCCCUCCGGACCGAGGCGCCGCCAGGUGGCUGGAAUCCCCGGCCCGUGCUGGACAGGCUGAAGCUGAACCGCCAGCAAAUCUCGGCGGCCGCCGUGGUCGUGAACAAGGUAGUGGAUCGCCUACUUCGGAGGCUGCAGGACCGCGAGUCCGAGUUUAAAGGCGUCACCCUGCUACGCACGGGCAGCUACUACGAGCGCGUGAAGAUUUCUUCGCCUAAUGAAUUUGAUGUCAUGUUUAAAUUGGAAGUCCCCAGAAUUCAGCUAGAAGAAUACCCCAACAGUGGGGCUCACUACUUUGUAAAGUUCAAAAGAAACCCAAAAGGAAAUCCUUUGAGUCAAUUUUUAGAAGGGGAAAUACUAUCUGCUUCUAAGAUGCUGAUGAAGUUUCGGAAAAUCAUUAAGGAAGAAAUUAAAAAUAUGAAAGAUCAAAAUGUCAGUAUGGAGAAGAAAAAGCCAGGGAGCCCUGCUGUAACACUUCUUAUUGAAAUACCUGAAAAGAUAUCUGUGGAUGUAAUCCUGGCUUUGGAAGCAAAAACUAGUUGGCCUGCUAACACCAAGGAAGGCCUGCUUAUCCAAAAUUGGCUUGGAAAAAAAGUUAGGAAUGAUUUAAGACGACAGCCAUUUUAUUUGGUACCCAAGCAUGCAAAAGAAAGACACGGUUUUCAAGGAGAGACAUGGCGGAUAUCUUUCUCUCAUAUUGAAAAGGACAUUUUAAAUAAUCAUGGAAAAUCUAAAACAUGUUGUGAAACCGAUGACGUGAAAUGUUGCAGGAAAAAAUGCCUAAAACUAAUGAAAUACCUUCUGGAACAGCUGAAAAAGAAGUUUGAGGACCGCAAAGAGCUGAAUAAAUUCUGUUCUUAUCAUGUGAAAACUGCUUUCUUUCACUUGUGUUCCCGGUACCACCUGGACAGCCAGUGGGAUCCCAAGGAUCUAAAGCUGUGCUUUGAUAACUGUGUCACAUUCCUCCUCGAGUGUCUCAGGACAGAAAAUCUGGCGCAUUAUUUUAUUCCUGUGGUCAAUCUAUUCUCUCAGGACAAAAUUGACAACGUAAGUAGAGCGUUUCUGUUAGAACAAAUUGAAUACGAAAGAAACAACGGGUUUCCAGUUUUUGGUGAAUUUUGA